Molecule: messenger RNA, 786 nt
Organism: Diospyros lotus (date-plum)
Lineage: Eukaryota; Viridiplantae; Streptophyta; Magnoliopsida; Ericales; Ebenaceae
Product: secreted RxLR effector protein 161-like
Exons: 1
Coding region: 1-786 (261 amino acids)
Molecular function (GO): nucleic acid binding
Source: RefSeq, a predicted model, not a curated record
AUGGAAGGAUCUAAAAGAGGAUUUCUUCCAAUGCGCCAUGGGAUUUCUCUUUCCAAGUCUAUGUCUCCAAAGACUCCAGAGGAGAGGAAAAGAAUGGCAUCUAUACCCUAUUCUUCUGCCAUAGGUAGCAUAAUGUAUGUUAUGCUAUGCACUAGACCUGAUGUCGCACAUGCUCUGAGUGUCACGAGCAGAUAUCAGUCUAAUCUGGGUGAGGAGCAUUGGAAAGCUGUGAAAGGGGUUCUUAAGUACUUGAGAAGGACGAAAGACACUUUCAUGGUUUAUGGAGGAGGAGAACUGAAACUGGAAUGCUUUACGGAUUCAAGUUUUCAGUCUGAUGUAGAUGACUCAAAAUAUGUGUCUGGUUAUGUAUUCACACUUAAUGGUGGAGCAGUUUGUUGGAAGAGAUCCAAACAAGAAACUACUGCAAAUUCUAUCACUGAGGCUGAAUAUAUUGCAGUAUCAGAUGCUGCAAAGGAAGCAGUUUGGAUGAGAAAUUUUAUCUCGGCAUUGGGAGUGGUUCCUACCAUUGUUGAUCUAGUUGUAGUGCACUGUGAUAACAAUGGUGCAAUUGCUCAAGCAAAGGAACCAAGGUCCCAUCAAAGAUCCAAACAUAUAUUGCGGAAAUAUCAUUUAAUUCGUGAGAUAAUUGGCCGAGGUGACAUCAAAAUGGAGAAGGUUGCAUCAGCAAAGAAUGUAGCAGAUCCCCUUACAAAACUAUUGUCACAACAAGUGUUUGAAUGUCAUCUUGAGAAGAUGGGCUUAAGAUACAUGGGAAAUUGGCUUUAG